Messenger RNA from Endocarpon pusillum Z07020, 1872 nucleotides. Its product is annotated as Vacuolar fusion protein mon1. Gene Ontology annotation, biological process: vesicle-mediated transport; protein targeting to vacuole. Gene Ontology annotation, cellular component: fungal-type vacuole membrane; Mon1-Ccz1 complex. NCBI's taxonomy places the organism in Eukaryota, Fungi, Ascomycota, Eurotiomycetes, Verrucariales, Verrucariaceae. The coding region runs from base 1 to 1872 and encodes 623 amino acids. The record is from RefSeq and is a predicted model, not a curated record. The transcript has a single exon.
AUGCCCCGGAUAUCCAACGAGGGCGAUGACCACAACACCCAGGCACAUUCGAGUCCUUCAACUCCCAAAUCUCCAAAGACUACGAUUGAAAGGUCGAAAUUAGAAGUCCCAAGACCUCCACUUCCUCCGCGACCCACAAACCUAUCUACUCUCCGCAGUCGUCCAUCAACCUCCUACCAGGAACACGGGUCAAAAGAUGGCCUCCUGUCGGGCACCACGACCGCUGUCACAACCACCGAUGUAAACACUUAUACCACAAACGAUGGAUCCCGCAAGCUGCAUACAUCAAUUGGCGCCAGAUCUCCCUCAAGUUCGACACUGAAGCGAGGCGUUAUAGGAAGUCCACGAGUGAGCGACACGGGAGAUUCAUCCAGCUUGCGUAGCUAUGUUCCACAACUCGAGACAAGAGAAGAGGUCAGCAGCUUAUUUGGCAACGACAUUACCGAUGACGACGACGAAGGCAAUUCGCGCCCCUUUCAGGAUGUUUUCUCAAGUCAAUUUGAGGCCGAUGCUGUAGACAUCGAUUUCGACAAGGAGUUCGACAAGAUACCAGAGGUCGACGAGGACGGAAAUAACGAAGAGUUGGCUCACUCAUUGUGGAAGUCAAAGAGCAAGCAUUUCAUGAUAUUAUCUGCUGCUGGGAAACCAAUUUAUACGCGCCAUGGUUCGGAUGCUGUCAUCUCAGGCUAUAUCGGCAUUGUUCAGACCAUCAUUUCAUUCUACCAAUCAUCAGGAAACUCCUUACGAAGCUUCUCCUCCGCAGGUGCGCGCUUCGUAAUUCUGUCCCAAGCAAACUUGUUCCUGGUGGCCAUUAGUCGUAUCCUGGAAUCAGACACACAAUUGCGCCUACAGCUUGAGGCGCUCUACAUGCAGAUUCUCUCCACACUGACACUCCCCAAUCUGACACAUAUAUUUUCGGUGCGUCCCUCCAGCGACCUUCGCCGACCACUUCAAGGAACGGAAGUUCUUCUUUCGUCACUUGCCGACAGUUUCACCCGUGGCUCGCCUUCUACGCUUCUCUCUGCAUUGGAAAGCCUCAAGCUCCGCAAGUCACAUCGUGACAUCAUCAACAACACGCUUCUGAAGUCCAGAGUCGAUGACCUGCUCUACGGCCUUAUUGUUGCUGGGGGCCGUCUUGUGAGCGUUGUGCGCCCCAAAAAGCACUCCCUCCACCCGGGUGAUCUUCAACUAAUAUUCAAUAUGCUCUUUGAAGCGGAAGGGGUCAAGACCGGCGGUGGAGAAUCCUGGAUCCCACUAUGCUUACCCGGCUUCAACCCGAAAGGCUAUCUGUACAUGUUUGUGAGCUUCCUCAGCCUGACAAACAACAACAUCCGCCAAGCAGCCGCCGAGGAAGAAAUCCCCAAAGAAGACGCGGUUGCGAUCAUCCUCAUCAGCGCAAACAAAGAAAGCUUCGAAUCAAUGCGAAGCGUGAAGAACUACCUUGUCCACGAACUCGGCCGAAGUCGAAGUCUAGGUACCAUCCAAAAUGCAAUCCAAGCAGGCCGUCCCGUACCCACCGACAUCGUCCCCGGUACUGUGCUUCGCCAUUUCCUAUUCAAAUCAAAGGCCAAUGUACAGUUUUUCAUGCCGUCGUUCACAUGCUACGAAACCCCACGCCUACGGCGAAGGUUGCUCUCCGUAUAUCACGAACUUCAUGCAAGUGUGCACACCAAGCAUGCGAGCGUCAAGGUUCACCACAGUGUGAGUGCUUCGCAUGCUGCGCUGGCGUGGGUGACGCCGAUGUUUGAGCUGUACUGUGUUGCCGGACCUGGUACGGGGAGGAACGCGUUGGCACACAGUGCGAACAAGGUUGUGCAGUGGGUGCAGGAGGAGGAGGAAAGGGUUUUUCUUAUUGGAGGUGCUGUCUUUUGA